AUGGAGCGGCUUUUUGACACCCAGACCUUUCGUCCCAUCGCCCUGCGCUGCGGCUUCCGCGCAGGCGCUGACAAGAGCGGAAUGUCUUGCCCCAUGACGCCCAAAGAGGCGCUGUCCACCCUUCGCAGGCGUUCAGAGCUGGGACCCUUGGCAGACGAUGGCCUGGCCAUGUAUAUCGGUGCCUGGGAGUACGAUGCCGAUGACUGGACUGCCGGGGGUGGUGACUGGUCGGCGGGCCUGAGCGCUGACUUGAAGCCCGGAGUGCCAUUUGCCAAGUGCAUGCUGAAGGAAGAGCUUGGUGAACAUCAUGAACUUCCUCGCAGCAUGCGCUGGAUCUACAUCGGGGAGCCAGGCAGUGGCACCUGCGCCCACUGCGACCCGCUUUGCAGCCAUGGGUGGAUGUGGCUGGCCGCCGGCCGGAAAGACUGGCGCCUAGUGCACUUUGAGGCUGCCAGCCACACCCAGCGCUGUGAGGCGGUUCCAGAGGGCGCCCCUGAGGACUUGUUCAGCAACGGCAGUUGCAACAAUCUGGCUCAAUGGCUCCAAUCUUUGGGGGCUUCGCAUGAGGCCUGGUUCGGCACGCUGCUGCCAGGGGAGCUGAUCUUUGUGCCCGCCGGCGUGCUGCACGCGGUCCAGAACAUCGGGCCAGGAGUCAGCAUCGCGGUGUCGCAGAACUUUAUGGACGCCAGCUGCGCCGAGGAUGUGCUGCGGUGCCUGGAGCAGGAGCGAUGUUGCUUUGAGUCCAAGACCUGGCUGGCAAAGGCCUUGGCAGGCAUGAGCUACACACCUAGCAGGCCGCCGAAGCUUGGCUCGAGCGACCGAGCGACCGCACGGCACGGCCCGGGAGUCGUCGCCAUGUCGAGAGAUGUCACCAAGCCGCUAGACUUUGUGCAGCCGCCCAGGACCGUGGCUGGCGGCUUCAUGCGGCCCAACCGCGUCCCAGAUGUGGAGCACGAGAUCCUGAUGCAGGAGUUCGUGCACGCGCAUUUGAUGACCAUCCUCCAGCCCUUCAACGAGCAGAUGCAGAACCUGCAGGAAGGUCUCCAGAAGGUGACCCUGCAAUCAACCGGCACUGCUGCUGAGGUGACAAGGCACCGAGAGCAGAUCUCCACACAUCACAAGAUGAUUGCAGCCUUUGACAAAACGACGGAGGAGCUCUCCGGCGCCUUGCAGGAGCUGCAGAAGGAGGUGCGAGUGGUCAGCAACAAGCACGAGGCCUUGUCCCGAGACCACUACCAAGUGAAGAACUCCCUGGAAGAUGCGGAGUCCCGGCUUCGGAGCGCCACCGCCCAGAUCGAGGACCUCUUCGGCGGCCAGACGGGCGUAGUUGCACAACUCGAGCGGCUGAACACAGGCCUCGCGGACAUUGAGCAGCACGUGGGCACCGUGGUGGAGAGCAGGCUGAAUCACUUGCAUGGCUUUUGCCGUGACAUCCGCACCGAGCAGACCAACCUGUCGGAGGCGGUAAGUGACUGCCAAACCGACAUCCACCGGAACCAAGAGAACAUCAAGCAGCAGCAGUCGAAGAUUGUGGCAAGACAGGGCGAGGACGACGAGAAGUUCGCCUGCCUCAGCCAGCACGCCAAGGGCUUUGAGGCGAAGCUGAGCCAAUUGCUGGCAGACCUGAAGAGUACCGAUGAGGUGGCCAAAGCCACCGAGAAGGAGACCCAGCGCGCGCACAUGGAGGUGGCCAAGCUCCGGUCCACGCAGCAGCUCUACGCGGAGUACUCGGAGAUCUUCCUGGCGGUGAAGGAGAACUCCCGGAGAGUGGGGAAGCUGGAAGACACCGUGCAGUUGAUGAACUCCCGAAACCCCGUGGAGAUCAGCAUCUUCCAGGACACGAUCCAGAAGAUCCAAGCACAAGUCGAUGACAACGAGACCAAGAUCCAGUCGGUGGAUCGCUUUCAGGCCUCCACCACGGUGCGUUUGGACUCCCUGGGCCGCUCCAUCGACGGCUUCGGCUCGGAGAUCAAGGGCCUGGAGCGCCGCUGCGGCGCCCUGGAUGGUGACAUCCAAACGCUGCAGCUUUGGCAGCAUGGCGCCACGGAGAAGUUCGAGGAACACACGUUGCGGAACCUGCAGAACAAGGGCGACCUCCAGAAGCUCCAGGUAGAUUUGGAAGCCAAAGGUGGCUACAUCAUCGAUCUGCGGGAAGAGAUUGCCCUGGUGCAGCGAACCGUCACCCGAAUCGAUGGGAAUGUGGACGUCAUGCAGAAGUACUUCACGGGCUUCGGCAAGGGCUUGCAGGAAACCACGCGCUGCGUCUCCACUGGGGAGGUGGUCACCCCAAGGAACACCCCGCCUCGGCCGCAGAGCGCCACGGUGCACGCCACAGGUCUGCCUACUCUGCCACUCACAGGUAGCGGGUCCCCACCGAGGCGUCGACCCUGGAGCUCCAAGGAGAACCGGACACGUGACCUGGAAGGCUUCUGAGGCGCUUGCGCAAACGCCAAGUCCUUGGCCACGGGUCAGAAGUUAUCAGGCUUGGCA
Molecule: messenger RNA, 2490 nt
Organism: Effrenium voratum
Lineage: Eukaryota; Dinophyceae; Suessiales; Symbiodiniaceae
Source: the annotation of a GenBank genome assembly